UAGCUAACAAUAGUGGAGGGGGGGCUUGUAUAAACUGAACAUCUGGCAGUAGGCUCAAUUGAUACGUGUCGUACAUAGCCAAGAGAUGCAAUUGACAAUAGCUAAGAUAUUGGUAUUUCUGGCUAUUACGUCUACAGUUCAUGGAUUGUGUUCUCCAACAGACAGGAGAUGGCCACAGUACAUGAUUACCCCACUCCCCAGUGACUUUGGGAGACAGAGCACACGGGGUGAUUGUACAUCAAAUGGACAGUGUCUUGGACCAUUCUUUGGUAGUGAUAAACUAGGUGAUGAAGUCUUGGGCUCACAAACUCUUGAUGAUGGUACCUUUGUUGGCCAUGCUUGGGAUCAGACUGUCAGUAUCACAUUCACUCUUCUUACUACGGCUCCGGACACUGCUUACGUGGAGGGACUCAAUCUCUACUUCUACAACAUUCCCUCUCGAAGAAUUGGACUACCUUACAAUAUCAGAAUAAUCUCACCAUCUGGUGACCAUCUAUAUCAACUGGAGGGUAAUGAUGACUUGACCCUGGAUGAUAAUGGACGACGAAGUGUCACCCUUAUCCCAGAAUCACUGUCUUUUUCUUCUGCCAGUGAUACCAUCACAAUUAUAUUCGAAUUCUCAAACACUGAACAGAUCGACUGGCUUCUCUUAACUGAGGUGGAGAUAUGCACAUCAGAAUCAGUUGUACUCCUCCCCAACCUUCCUCCUCCCAUCACCUUCACCCCGGACACUGUAGGGACCAUCUCCCCACCCACCAUCAACUCCUCAUUCAGCCUGUCCUGCUCUGUCACUGAGGGACGGUUUGUCUGGACCUGGACUCGGCUUACUGGUGACCCCCUCCCUCCAGCACGAGUACUCAAUGCUGGGAGGACUAGUAUUCUGGAGCUAUCACAACUCAGCAGUAAUGAUGUCGGUACCUACCAAUGUCUGGCCACUCACACAUUCGGUGGAACAUUUGGAACACCACCGGUGUCAAAUAGUCUUGAUAUCACUCUCUCACUGCCAGGUACUAUACAAGCUGAGAAUGGAAUGAUUCAAGUUACAGCCAGUGAUGACAGUGCAGUGUUGAGGUGCUUUCUCUCUGGCUACCUUCCUUCAAUGGCUGUUCCUUCGAUCAUUUGGCGACUAUCUAACAAUGAACUAUCCAAUGACUUAGUUAAUUCCAUCACGUCCGAGCAAGGAGACAUGUUUAUUCAGAAUGGAGGGGCACAACCUAUACCAAGUUUGACCAGCACACUGACUGUGAAUCUGACAAGAGAUCCACUUACGACUGGCACACGAAUUUACAAUUGUAUAUCGAGCAGCAGCCAGAUGAUCACCCCCCUCGUGCAAACAAUUGUCUUGACCACUGAUGUUGUUAUCAAUCCUCCUGUUGUCAAUCCUCCUGUCAAUACUACUACCCCAUCUCCCAACACUCCUUCCUCCAUUCCUGAGACUGUAGAACUUGGAGUGAUUAUACUUCUUAUGAUUAUAUUUGUUAUCACGCUUAUCAUCGUCAUAAUUGUCAUCAAAAGAACAAAGAAAACUUUGAUAGUUACAGAACACAAUGGCAACUCUGAAAUAACCACUAAUAGCAAUGAAGCUUAUGGAUUCAAACCAAGCACAUUCAGCAUGACACAGAACACCCUCUAUGGCCCAGGCACUACUGAAGAAGGUGUGUAUGAAGAGCCUGAUCAAGUGCAACAUGACUAUGAAGAGUUGGACUCAUUUGCUGUGACCUCCGUCUCAGUGUGAAUAGCAAAUUAUGACGAUUGAAGAACAUUGUUAUAUUAUUUGACUGUAUAUAUAGGUAGACACAGCUUGUGUGCUUUAAAAUGUUGUGCGCAUUUGCUCAGAUCAUAAUUACUACAUGAUUAAA
Messenger RNA from Halichondria panicea, 1859 nucleotides. RefSeq lists its product as uncharacterized. The record is from RefSeq and is a predicted model, not a curated record. The transcript has 6 exons. NCBI's taxonomy places the organism in Eukaryota, Metazoa, Porifera, Demospongiae, Suberitida, Halichondriidae. The coding region runs from base 86 to 1735 and encodes 549 amino acids.